This is a messenger RNA of Pipistrellus kuhlii (Kuhl's pipistrelle), 3200 nucleotides long. RefSeq names its product HCK proto-oncogene, Src family tyrosine kinase (gene HCK). The transcript is spliced from 13 exons. Gene Ontology annotation, cellular component: extrinsic component of cytoplasmic side of plasma membrane. Gene Ontology annotation, biological process: cell differentiation; protein phosphorylation; innate immune response. Gene Ontology annotation, molecular function: signaling receptor binding; non-membrane spanning protein tyrosine kinase activity; ATP binding. The coding region runs from base 230 to 1738 and encodes 502 amino acids. NCBI's taxonomy places the organism in Eukaryota, Metazoa, Chordata, Mammalia, Chiroptera, Vespertilionidae. The record is from RefSeq and is a predicted model, not a curated record.
UCCCUGGUUCUAGCCCCGGCGGACCGCCCGGGCCCAGAGGCUAGUGGCGGGCCCGGACAGUUCGGAUCCAGAGGAGCUCGGAAAGACCGCGCACGGAGCUCCCGAGGGCCGCCCUCCGGCUCCCCAAAGUCCGCCGCUUCCCUCCUGGCCCCCGGAGGCUGCGGAGCUGGGGGGGCGCUCGAGCUGUGAGGACCCCGGCUGCCCGCGGGAGGAGGAGCGGGCGCCCAGGAUGGGGUGCGUGAAGUCCAAGUUCCUCCGGGACAGAGGCAAGGUCUCGAAAAGCGAGGCCUGUGCCAACCCACACAGCCCGUUGUAUGUGCCAGAUCCCACGUCCACAGGCAAGCGGCGGCCUGACACCAACAACGGCAACCCCCCAGGGUCCACGGAGGGUUCUAAGGACACCAUCGUGGUUGCCCUGUAUGACUACGAGGCCAUUCACCAUGAGGACCUCAGCUUCCAGAAGGGAGACCAGAUGGUGGUCCUGGAGGAGUCUGGGGAAUGGUGGAAGGCUCGGUCCCUGGCCACCCGGAAAGAGGGCUACAUCCCAAGCAACUACGUUGCCCGCGUUGACUCUCUGGAGACAGAGGAGUGGUUCUUCAAGGGCGUCAGCCGGAAGGAUGCAGAGCGCCAGCUUCUGGCCCCUGGCAACGUGCUGGGCUCCUUCAUGAUCCGCGACAGCGAGACCACCAAAGGGAGCUACUCUUUGUCGGUGCGAGACUACGACCCCCAGCAUCGGGACGCAGUGAAACAUUAUAAGAUCCGGACCCUGGACAACGGGGGCUUCUACAUCUCCCCACGGAACACCUUCAGCACGCUGCAGGAGCUGGUGGCCCACUACAAGAGGAGUGACGGGCUCUGCCAGAAGCUGAUGGUGCCUUGCGUGUCCGCCAAGCCCCAGAAGCCGUGGGAGAAAGAUGCCUGGGAGAUCCCGCGGGAGUCCCUCGAGCUGGAGAAAAAGCUUGGCGCCGGGCAGUUUGGGGAAGUCUGGAUGGCCACCUACAACAAGCACACCAAGGUGGCCGUGAAGACCAUGAAGCCAGGGAGCAUGUCUGUGGAGGCCUUCCUGGCCGAGGCCAACCUGAUGAAAACGCUGCAGCACGACAAGCUGGUGAAGCUGCAUGCUGUGGUCACGGAGGAGCCCAUUUACAUCAUCACGGAGUUCAUGGCCAAAGGAAGCCUGCUGGACUUCCUGAAAAGUAAUGAAGGCAGCAAGCAGCCAUUGCCAAAACUCAUUGACUUCUCAGCCCAGAUUUCCGAAGGCAUGGCUUUCAUCGAGCAGAGGAACUACAUUCACCGAGACCUCCGAGCCGCCAACAUCCUGGUCUCUGCGACCCUGGUGUGUAAGAUUGCUGACUUCGGCCUGGCGAGGGUCAUCGAGGACAACGAGUACACGGCCCGGGAAGGGGCCAAGUUCCCCAUCAAGUGGACAGCUCCGGAAGCCAUCAAUUUUGGCUCCUUCACCAUCAAAUCAGACGUCUGGUCCUUCGGUAUCCUGCUGAUGGAGAUCGUCACCUACGGCCGCAUCCCAUACCCAGGGAUGACAAACCCAGAGGUGAUCCGGGCGCUGGAACGUGGAUACCGCAUGCCCCGGCCAGAGCACUGCCCCGAGGAGCUCUACAACAUCAUGACUCGCUGCUGGAAGAACCGCCCCGAGGAGCGGCCCACCUUCGAGUACAUCCAGAGUGUGCUGGACGACUUCUACACGGCCACUGAGAGCCAGUACCAGCAGCAGCCGUGAUGGGGGGACCAGGGCAGGGCCAGGUGCUGAGGCGAUGCCUGUGAGGUGUCUCCAGCGCCAUCUGCUAGAUGUCCGCUCACCCCCCUCACUCCCAGACACCCACCCUCACUCCAGCCGCAGCUCUUCAUUCGUCAGGUGGGUGGGCUGGACUGGACAAUCUCUCUCUGACUCUUAGCAAUCCACAGUCUGCCAUCCUCAGGAGACCCCAAGUUCUAUUUCUGUUGCCUGGGACAUUUGGAUACCAGUUACAGCUAUGGUUUGAAUAGGAAACUUUAAAAAUAAUGAAAUAAAUAUUUAAAUAAAAGAUACAAGUGCUAAAGGCUUACUGACAGGCUAGCUUUUCUUCUAGCUCCUGACUAUCUAUUUGCCUUUUUGCUGGACAAGUCAGAAAUGGGGAAGACCCCUCCUUGAGACCAGGAGGACAAAGAGAAGUGGAGUAUGAUAUUCAAAUUGCCCCAAAUAGCUGCUGACUGUGUUAGUUUCCUCUUGUUGCUGCAACAAAUCACCACAAACUUGGUGGCUUAAAAACAACACAAAUUUAUUACCUUACAGUUCCAGAAGCGUGAAACGGGUGGGCAGGGCCACGUGCCUUUUGCAGGCACCGGGGGAGAAUCCAUUUCCUUGCCUAUUCCAGCUUCUAGAGGCUGCCCAGUUCCUUCCUGUUCUUCACUCCAAACGACUUCAGUCAUCAUAUCUCUGCCUCUGAGCCUCCUGCCUCCCUCUCCCACUUCUAAGGGCCCCUGUAAUGACACUGGACCCACGUGAAUAAUCCAGACUAAUCUCCCAUUGCAAGAUCCUUAUCAUAUCUGUAAAGUCCCUUUGGCCAUAUAAGGUGACAUCUUCACAAGUUCUGAGAAUGAGGAUAUGGACCUUUGUGUGUGGGGACCUUUGUGCCUAUCACACUGGCACUGGGACUCUGGAUGGGUUUCUGUCUCCAAGAAGCUGGGUCUGCCAGGUGACAGGAAUGACUUUUCAUGCUCUGGGACCCUGACUCUCUGGCCAACCCACACUGCUACACGAGCUGGUGGGUCUCUACCAGCACUGGGGGCAUUGCCCAUGGCCAAGGAGCUACUAUGGCUGCGAAGAUGGUAUCCACCGUUGCAGGAACCCUGGGGUCUGGAGAUGUGGCUGCUGCGAGGCAUCUGGUUGCCUGCGUGGGAAGCUCUCAGUGGACAGGAGGGAGACCUGGGAAGGAAGCAGAGAAGACAUGGAGGCAGGUUGUCACAGCUGAAAGUCAGCUUUUGUUGUGAGGGAAGCAAUGAGAAGAGAUAACAGAGGGAUGGGCACAAAUGAUGCCUUUCUAUAUUAUUGCAUUCCUUGAAGGAUCCACAUCACAGCACCCACCAGGGUCCCUUGGAACCUUAUACGGAACUGAUUCUGUACCCCUGUGUAGCACAGAGUCUUAAUCUUAGAAACUGGAUAUAAAAACAGUGUAUAAUAAAGCUAUCAGUGUUUCAAUUUA